AUGGAUGACAUCACAUUAAUCUCAAACUUUCAAGAAAAUUUAAAUUCUCUUCUUAAAAUUACUGAUAGUUUUAAUCACUUAAACAAAAUACUUACAAAUGUAGAUAAAGAAAUCCUAAUAACUACAGCCAAUCCAUCUUGUAUUCAAUAUUUUACACCCUCUGAUCCUAAUUCUUUAACUUCUCAUAAAGUGCUCCUUCAAUACAACAACAAAAUUAUCCUUAUUUCUUUUACUUCAAAUACUGAAUCUGUUAGAUUUUUAGCUAAACUUCAUUAUGAAUCUUUAAAUAUAUCACACAUCUCUACCCUUUUAAUUUUACACUCUUCUUCUCAAAAUAUUCCAAUACCUCUUCUACUCUCCAAGUAUAUUAAACCUGGUAUACAAUUUGAUAUAUUAUUACAUACUUAUAAUUUACUCUGA
Molecule: messenger RNA, 420 nt
Organism: Funneliformis geosporum
Lineage: Eukaryota; Fungi; Glomeromycota; Glomeromycetes; Glomerales; Glomeraceae
Source: the annotation of a GenBank genome assembly